Myxocyprinus asiaticus (Chinese sucker) is the source of this 2907-nucleotide messenger RNA. RefSeq names its product nuclear receptor subfamily 2, group F, member 6b (gene nr2f6b). Gene Ontology annotation, biological process: cell differentiation; negative regulation of transcription by RNA polymerase II; anatomical structure development. The record is from RefSeq and is a predicted model, not a curated record. The coding region runs from base 695 to 1909 and encodes 404 amino acids. Gene Ontology annotation, molecular function: zinc ion binding; RNA polymerase II cis-regulatory region sequence-specific DNA binding; nuclear receptor activity. Lineage: Eukaryota; Metazoa; Chordata; Actinopteri; Cypriniformes; Catostomidae. The transcript has 5 exons.
AAAGGAGACACAAAAUAAUGGGUUCUUUUAUUAAGGAGAAAAUUCAUGAGAAGCAGGAGAUGCAAACAAACGUCUAUAUUUGUGCCCUAGAAAGACAAUUGUUAACAUACAGCUAUAAAAUCAAUGUAGGUGGCAUAGCUCUCAUACAUUGUAGGGAUAUUGUCUGAAACUCAAGAGGCAACAAAUGAGAAAUUACCACAAGGGAUCUUUUUUCCUGGAGAAAAUUCAAGGACUGCAGUAAAAGUCUCCAAUUGCACUCUAUUAAAGCUCAUCACUGUCUAGAAACAACUGAGAUAUUAAAGUGAUCCAAUUUAGGAUUAAACUAAAUGAAAACAAGAUAACAAGAAAUACAGUGGCAGGUUGAGUCAUAUCUGUUUGAUUGACCUGUAAUAACCCCAACUUUUCUAAACAGAUCCAGUUUGCACUGUAACAAAACAUUGUGUUUCUCCACACAGAAAGAACUGGUUUGACUUGUUGGCUACUAGGGGGCAUGUAAUGUAGGCUUUCCUGCUGUCACAGUUUCCAGUGCCUGCUAGUUGAGAGGGAGUCUUUAUCUGUUUCUCCAAGCUGUGUAGCACAUGGAGGUGCAUGUCUUCUUUUUCCGAAGUCUGGCUUAAACAGAUUCACUCUGGGGCGACUCUGAAUUGUCUUUGUGGGAAGGUUUCUCACACAGCUCCUGCCGGUGUACACAGAGAUGGCCAUGGUGAGCGGGGGAUGGGCCAACCCCAACGGCAACACUAAUGGACUCAGUGAGAAGGGUUACCUGCGGGGGGAGGAGGACGGCAGCUCGCCCCGGGCAGGGAACAGCGACGUGGAAGGUGGCGAGGAGGACAAGGCCUGUGUGGUGGACUGUGUGGUGUGUGGGGACAAAUCUAGCGGGAAACACUAUGGUGUUUUCACCUGCGAGGGGUGUAAGAGUUUCUUUAAAAGGAGCAUCAGGCGUAAUCUCAACUACACCUGCAGAUCAAACCGUGAGUGCCAGAUCGAUCAGCACCAUCGUAACCAGUGUCAGUACUGUCGUCUGAAGAAGUGCUUCCGGGUCGGUAUGAGGAAAGAAGCAGUCCAACGUGGACGUAUCCCUCCUUCCCAUGCAGGCAUCAGUCCUGCCUCCAUGGUUGGAGUGGGUGGGGAGGGUGGAGGAGCUCCAGGCAUGGGUGCUGAUUACUUCAACGGUCAGCCUGUUUCUGAACUGAUCUCUCAGCUCCUGAGAGCAGAGCCCUACCCCAACAGCCGCUACGGGGCCCAGUGUGGCCAGCAGCUCUCCGGGGCCAACAGUUCCAUUAUGGGCAUAGACAACAUCUGUGAGUUGGCAGCCCGGCUGCUAUUUAGUACCAUAGAGUGGGCCCGGAACAUUCCGUUUUUCCCUGACCUGCCUGUGUCGGAGCAGGUGGCCCUUUUGAGGCUCAGCUGGAGCGAACUGUUCAUUCUAAAUGCAGCUCAGUCUGCUCUGCCCCUCCACACUGCCCCUCUGUUAGCAGCUGCUGGCUUUCACUCCUCCCCCAUGGCUGCUGACCGCGUCGUGUCCUUCAUGGACCAGGUGCGGGUGUUCCAGGACCAGGUGGACAAACUGACGCGACUACAGGUUGAUUCUGCCGAAUACAGCUGUCUUAAAGCCCUUGCCCUAUUCUCACCAGAUGCGUGUGGGCUGUCAGACCCGGCACACAUUGAAAGCCUGCAGGAGAAAGCUCAGGUGGCCCUCACCGAGUACGAGCGCAUGCAGUAUCCGGGUCAGCCCCAGCGCUUCGGCCGACUCCUGCUCCGACUACCCGCCCUGAGGGCUGUGCCCGCUAACCUCAUCUCUCAGCUCUUCUUCAUGCGGCUAGUUGGUAAGACGCCCAUCGAGACGCUUAUCCGGGACAUGCAGCUCUCGGGAAGCUCCAUCAGCUGGCCAUACGUGCCCGGACAGUAGAUGAACAAUCAGAGGAGCUGAUCCCAUGUCCCAUCUCAGGCCUUUUCCUAUGAUUCCACAGUACCUGUGUGGAAAGAUGAUGGUCUUGUGUUUCGGUACUUCUGUAUAUACCGCAUAAUUAAAAAGAUGAUGCAUGUUCCUAUGCAGUUUAAUUGAGACACCUAGAUACAGGAUACCUCAAGUUUUAAUAAUUACUGAAGGACUCAUGCAGAGGUUCUAUGGCAUACGUCACACGUUUGACAAGAGGAAUGAUAUACUUAAGACUGAUUAAGGUGUCAGCAGGAAGUUAUCGAUAUCUCAGUGUGCAAAUACAAGACACUCAUCCAAAGCUUUUAAGAAGAGUUAAUGGUACCUUCUUAUUGAGAGAGCAAAGUGAACUAUUUUAAAAGUAGUGUAGAUGUACAUUAAGAAUCUUUAUUAAGGAAUGUAAUUUUGAGUCCAAGAAGUUGAGAUAUAUACUGUAUACUUAAAAGAUCAGUGGUGGGCUGUAUAUGACUAUGCUUGGAAUGGAAUACUAGCAUAUUGCUUAUUGUGUACUACACAGAAUAUACUGCAUACUGCCUAUUGUUUUUCAUAGUAUGUGAAUAUGACUUAGUAUUGUAACAUGACAUAAAUACAUGUUUAAUUUUGCAAGUGGAGUCCAGUUAUAAACUUAGAAAUAAAUACAUUUAUUAUACAGUUAUAUUGUGGAUGCUAUUCUGGUUAAAUACACUGGAUAUGGAAGGUCAAGUCAAGUGCAUUGGAUUGUGUAGAUAUAAACAUAGAAGGUAAUCCAGGUAAAAUUGGCAAAACUAUGCACAGUAUACAUUAUAUAUAUUGCAGAUAUAGUACGUGAUAUGGUAGCUUACUAUUUUGAACAUAGUAAAAGAAGCCCUUGUUUUGGAUUGUCUUGUUUAAACAGUUCUAUUCACUUUUUUAAUGGGGCAAACAAAUAGUAGAACAUUUUCAAAGUAUCAAAUAUUUUUGCAUAUUAAAAAUAAAAAUGAAUGAUAAAUAAA